Molecule: messenger RNA, 998 nt
Organism: Rubroshorea leprosula
Lineage: Eukaryota; Viridiplantae; Streptophyta; Magnoliopsida; Malvales; Dipterocarpaceae
Source: the annotation of a GenBank genome assembly
CUUAUUAAGUCAUAAAUUUCCAAAAGAUAACAUUCCAUAUCCAUUGCUGUUGACACUUACAUAUAUCUUGGUUAGUUAACAUCAGGGAUGUUUUAUCUUGAUCUUGUAUUUUGUUAUCCGUGAUGCUAAAGCAAGAUGGAUGAAUGGAGAGUCUAAUGUAUUUUGAAGCAUAUAGGAUCUAAUUUAAAACUUUUUGGCCAAAUAAUGUAAUUAAAACUUAUAUAUGAGAAGUUAAACUGUCCAAUUGGCAUUCAAGUUUUGAUAGGUUAACUCUGGCCUCCACCUUUUGUUCAUUUCAAAGUCCAACUUAAUAUGUAAUCUUUUGAUUCCUAAAAAAAAUGUUACUGUCUGUUUUGAUUUACACUGUCUCUUUGAAAUAGAUUCGUGCACAUGCAAAGUACACAGGAAUUCCUUUAUUGGGUGAUGAGGUAUAUGGAGGGACAAAGAACAUGGCCUUGUCAUUGCUGCGGCCUAGAACCUCACCCAGCUAUCAUGGUGAACUUUCAGAACUGAUUUCUGGAUUAGAGCGGCCUUGCCUUCAUGCUUUGUCUCUUGGUUUCCAGCACCCAUAUACAGGUGAGAAUGUACACUUUUCAUGCCCACCUCCUUCAGAUUUUGCUGAUGUGUUGAGGCAGCUUCGCAAAAUUAGCACAGAGAAGGCAUCUUAUUAAGAUACUUAUCUUUUCUGGUAAUUCAUAUUAAUCUGAUUAUUACUCUUAUGUGGAAUUAGCAAAAACCCAUUAUUUGAUAUUGGGUUUUCAAUGAUUAAAUUGAUCAGUUAGAAUUGCAAAAAUCGGUAAAUACAAUCAUCAUUUAAUUUGCAAUUUCUUAAAUAGUGUAGAAUUAGCAUGGACAAGGACUUAGAAAACUAGCGAACUGUUAAUAUACUCAUCCAAUGUUGCUUUUUCUCGCACAAUUUAUAUGUGAUGUGACUGCAGAUGUGCUGAUGGAAGCACGCUUAUAUCCAAGGUGGGAUUUAAUGAAAAAUUGGUAUUUCA